GACCCAUCUGUUCCUCUUGUGCCAGAUCCAAAGAGAAAGAGAGGGAGAACGGACACACAGAAAGAAGAGGAAGGGAUGAAAAGUGGAUUAAAAUUGGCUGAGAGCACAGAAGAUUCCUUUUAAAUUUCACCCAAAAGUAUGUAGCCAAGAUGAAGAUGUGGAUUAUUUUCCUUUGCCUGAGCAACGACUGGAUACAAACGCCCUUCACUGCUGGUGUGACCCUGACACCCCCCUCUGCAAAAGUGACUCCUACUGAAGAUGAGAACAACCGACUUGUGGAUUGGUUGGUGAAAUUUGGCUACCUUCCACCCUCAGACCCCUCCACCGGACAGCUCCAGGCCUGGACAGCUGUCACUAACGCUGUCAGAAUUAUGCAGAGGUUUGCCGGCCUCAAAGACACUGGAAUUGUAGAUGAGGAGACAAUGGCUUUGAUGAACAGUCCACGCUGUUCCAUGCCAGACCAAGAGGAACCAUCCAAAUCCCCUGACAACCAAGAGAGGAGAAACAAGAGAAGGAGAAGGACUAUUUCCAUGUGGACACGCAGGAACAUUAACUGGAGGUUGCAUUCAUAUCCCUCCUCCUCCCAUCUGUCCCGGGAAACAAUUCGCUCACUGGUCUUCUAUGCCUUAAGAGUAUGGGCAGAGCCGACAACCCUGGAGUUCCAUGAGGUAAGUAGUCCACAUGCAGCUGACCUGCAGAUAGAUUUCUUCCAUGGUUACCACGGCGAUGGCUAUCCCUUUGAUGGGGCAGGUGGUGCAGUCGGCCAUGCUUUUUUCCCAUCAGACCCUACUCGGGCAGGAGGAGUUCAUUUGGACGCAGAAGAGGAGUGGGCCUUCAGACAACUAGCUUCUGAGGGUACUGACCUGUUCACAGUACUGGUGCAUGAGUUUGGCCAUGCACUUGGCCUGGCUCACUCCUCAUCACGCCACUCAGUGAUGAGGCCUUACUACCAGGGUCCUGCUGGUGACCCCCUCCACUACCACCUGGGACCCAAUGAUCUGGAGGACAUCACCCAGCUCUAUGGUAAACGGAGCCUGCUGCCCCCUACAGAUGCUUCUCACUUUGCACCAGAGCCUCAAUUGCACCACAGAGCUACACACCACCAUGACCACAGAUAUGGCUCCUCCUUAGAUCGAUGUAACACCAGUUUUGACGUUGUGGCAAGGAUAAGAGGAGAGAUAUUCUUAUUCAAAGGUCUGACGAUGUGGCGAGUCAGUGGUGCAGGUUUGGUGUCAGGUCACGGGGCUUCAGUCAGGAAACUGUGGCGGGGUCUACCUCCUGACUUGCCUCGACUUCAUGCCGUGCUGGAGAGACCAUCAGAUCAUGCUAUCAUCUUUAUCAGUGGCUCCAGAUUCUGGCUGUUCAAGGACCUGUCCCUGCAGGAAGGCUACCCUCAGCCCCUCUCUGCCCUCAGGAUGGGGCUACGUAUGGUUGGAGCAGGUGACGUUGAUGAUGAUGAUGAGAAAGCAGCAGCAGGGAGGUGGGGCCUGGUAUGGGAUCCAGAGGACGGUCCCAUGUGGGGAAACUUAGGAAAUGCUGAGGAAGAGAAACAAGAAGACACCUGGACUCAGCUGCUUAAAGAGGGAGUCAGUGGCAUCACGACAGACAGCAAUGGCUCAAUUUAUCUCUUCAAAGGAGACUCUUACUGGAAGUUCAUGUCUCCAGGUUCGUCACCACAGGAUGGAUACCCACGAUCCUCGGCUGAGGACUGGCUGGACUGCCCUGAUUCCACCUCUUCCUCAUCUGUUGUGGAGGACCUCUCCUUGAAUCUGUCUCCACCUGCAGGAAGACAGGGACUCAGGGAAAGAUGGAGGGAGGUAGAAGCAGGAAGAAGGAUGAGGGAGCAUGAGAGGGGCAAACUUGGAAAUACAGGUGAUGACAGACAGGACAGAAGUCCACAUUGGACACAGUGCACUUGUCAAAAUGGAGGACUGGGUGACAGGACAACAACUUGUAUUGGUGCCUUGCUGCUGGGCAUAUGGAUACCUUUGUUGUUUUAAAGCUUUAUAGAAUUAAGGCCAGCAGCCUUUUCAGGCUAUAAGAGACAACAUACACUCACGUGUGCAUUCAAUCUACUGACACAGUUUUGACGUGAAGAUUGACAAUAAUUCUCAUGAAUGUGAUUAAUCAAUGCAGAUGAUGUUACAAAACGUGGCAUCAUUACACUUAUUGAGUGUAAGUUCUUUUUUCUUAUCUUCCCUCUAAUUUUCUGAGGCCUCCUAGUGCCUCCCAGGGGGCUGCAGCCCCCACUUUGAAAAACACUGCCCUAAGGCAUUGUCAUCAGUACUCCAAUGUUAAAAAGGCCCUUUUGUCAGCUGUCCUGCAUCCGUUUACCUCUUUAAACUCUCGCCAACAAAUGAAAUGCCUGAUAUUUAUUUUUGUCCGGUUUCUAACUUGCUCACUUUCUGUUCUCCUCUUCUAUUCCUUCAACAAAGUCUUAUUUGGUCUCUUCAAAGGCUCAGUACUGAGAUGAUUUUUUUCUCAUUAGAUAUUGGUAAACUCCAAACAAACAAUUUGUUGGCAUGUGAUGAAUGCUGAAAUGUAAGUGUUCCUGCACAAUUACACUAGUGUUACACAGUGCCGUGGAGGGGAUGAUGCUACAGAUGAGGCCAAAUGAUCUAUUUCACUAUUAUAUGGCUUAUGAUAAAACAACUAAUGUUAAUGUGAGAGCUAGACAGCAAACAUUAUCAGUCAUGCCUGUUUGUAUGUUAAUAGAGUUCAUUUAACAGGAUAACACAAUUGUAUGUUUCUCUUAAGGUGCCAGAUUGAAGAUGAGAAAAGUCAACCGGCAACUGUGCAUAAACAGUGAUGUUGA
Molecule: messenger RNA, 2815 nt
Organism: Paralichthys olivaceus (Japanese flounder)
Lineage: Eukaryota; Metazoa; Chordata; Actinopteri; Pleuronectiformes; Paralichthyidae
Gene: mmp17b
Product: matrix metallopeptidase 17b
Biological process (GO): collagen catabolic process; proteolysis; extracellular matrix organization
Cellular component (GO): extracellular matrix
Molecular function (GO): zinc ion binding; metalloendopeptidase activity
Source: RefSeq, a predicted model, not a curated record